AUGACGUCGAUGACUGAGUUCCUGGAGAAAUGCCACGAGGAUGAACUGAAAACCAGCUUCGACGUUCUAGAUGGCCUCCUCAGCCAUGACAAGGAGGACCUGGUGGAGAGGGUAGCGUACUUGGAGAACAAGGUCCACCAACAGCAGGAUGAGAUCGUGUGUCUCAAGUCUGCGGUGGCUGACAUCAUCCGGAGACUGAGCUCCGUGGAGGCAGUCACCCACAACAAUAUGAUUGCCAGCCGAACUCACAGCAGACCCACCCUCACCAGACCUCGUUCUAUGGCAGCACUGCCCAGCUCCAGAAACAAGAGUCAUCUUAACGCCCUCGAUAACGUCAACGUGAUGUCUCGGCGCAACGCGCCCUCGUCGUCUGCACGAGCACCGCCCAAAAGCUCUCGCCAUUCCCCGGCCCACAGCCUAAGCAAGUGGUCUUCUUUGGCGACCUCGGCAGACAUGUCCAAUUCUCUGUUGACCCCUACCUCGUCUAAAGAACCUCAGUGGAACCAGGAGGAGGGAAGUAUCAGGUUGCCUAUUCGAGGCCGUGUGGUCAAUCUGUUUACACCUUCAGACCUGACUGACUACGACAUCAGCAAGCCUGGAGAGGCUCCCUCUGAGAAACUGCAGCUGGAGUGGGUUUAUGGCUAUCGAGGGCGAGACUGCAGAUCUAAUCUGUACUUCCUGCCAACCGGGGAGGUUAUUUACUUCACUGCCGCUGUUGUUGUUUUACAUAAUGUGGAGGAGCAGACGCAGAGACAUUAUCUGGGCCACACAGAUGACAUCAAAUGCAUAGCUGUCCACCCGGACCGAAUCAAGAUUGCCACUGGCCAGACUUCUGGGCAAGAUGCUAAAGAAGGAAAGCCACAACAGACAAAAAAAUCUGGGUCCCCAGAUGGCAUGAAUGGUGAUAGCCUUCCUCACGUGAGAGUCUGGGACUCGGUCAGCCUCAACACCCUUCAUGUCUUAGGCCUGGGAGUCUUCAACCGGGCAGUUGCCUGCUUGUCUUUCUCUAAAUUGGAUGGAGGCCAACAUCUGGUUGUCGUCGACGAAGCCAACGAGCAUGUUAUUUCUGUUUGGGACCUGGGCAGAGAGAAGCCACACAAGAUUACAGAGACCAAGAGUUCCACUGACCCGGUUCUGGCCGUGGAGUACCAUCCGCUGGAGAACUCUCAGAUCAUCAGCUGUGGGAAAAGUCAGAUCACAUUCUGGACGUUUGAAGGAGGGUCACUGGCCAAGAAAAAUGGUGUCUUUGAUAAAUAUGACAAGCCGAAGUAUGUUCUCAGUCUGGCAUUUUCUGACAGUGGUGACACAGUUUCUGGAGACUCUAAUGGAAACAUUUAUGUGUGGGGUAAAGGUAGCAACCGAAUUGUGAAUGCUGUAACUGGAGCCCAUGAAGGCGGAGUUUUCUCUCUUUGCUUUUUGAAGGACGGAACUCUUCUGUCUGGAGGAGGAAAGGACAGAAAGAUUAUCCAGUAUGAUAGUACCUUACAAAAAACUGGACUGGAAACAGAAGUGCCAGAGCUGUAUGGGCCAGUUAGGACGCUGAGCCAAGGCAAAGGUGGUCUUAUCCUGGUCGGCACGACCAGAAACUGUAUCCUGCAUGGCUCUCUGGACCUGGAGUUCUCUGUCAUUGUUCAGGGUCACACAGAUGAAUUAUGGGGCCUGGCUACUCAUCCUUUCCAGCAUCAGUUUCUGACCGGAGGCGCGGACAAACAGUUGUUCUUGUGGGAUGCCCAGUCCAGAACUGCGGUCUGGAAUAAGGAGAUGAAUGAUGCAGUUCAUAGCUGCUGUUUCCAUCCCAACGGGGGUAUCAUUGCUGUGGGCACAAAUGUUGCUCGCUGGCUUGUGUUGGAUCUCUCCACACACGAGAUCGUCUCGGUUCACACUGAUGGGAAUGAGCAGAUUGAGUGCAUCCAGUACUCACCAGAUGGUUCGAUGGUAGCCAUCGGAUCCCGUGACAACUACAUCUACAUCUAUAAUGUUUCUGACGACGGCUGUAAAUAUUCAAAAGUUGGCAGAUGUUCAGGUCAUUCCAGUUUCAUCACCCAUGUUGAUUGGUCUGAAGAUGGGCAGUACCUGGCCAGCAAUUCUGGGGAUUAUGAGCUUCUCUAUUGGACUGCGGCCAGCUGCAAGAUGUUGACCAACCAGACAGUGACUAGGGAUAUCAAAUGGGCAACCCAAAACAAUAUCCUGGGAUUUAAUACUGCAGGCAUAUGGCCAGAAGGUGCAGAUGGCACCGACAUAAAUGGCUGCUGCAAAUCUCACAACGAGAGAAUGAUUGCAACAUGCGAUGACUUUGGGAAAGUCAAUUUGUUUGCUUAUCCAGCAAAUCGUCCCAAGAGCGCUUUCCAUAGCUACAAAGGCCACAGCAGUCAUGUGACAUCAGUGAGCUUCCUGUUUGAUGACUCUCGUCUGAUCUCUACCGGAGGAAAGGACGCUGCGGUCAUGCAGUGGCAGGUUGUGUAA
Molecule: messenger RNA, 2463 nt
Organism: Candidula unifasciata
Lineage: Eukaryota; Metazoa; Mollusca; Gastropoda; Stylommatophora; Geomitridae
Source: the annotation of a GenBank genome assembly